Messenger RNA from Sorex araneus (European shrew), 1173 nucleotides. It is a transcript of the gene OVCH2, whose product is annotated as ovochymase 2. Gene Ontology annotation, biological process: proteolysis. Bases 1 to 1173 code for a protein of 390 amino acids. The record is from RefSeq and is a predicted model, not a curated record. Lineage: Eukaryota; Metazoa; Chordata; Mammalia; Eulipotyphla; Soricidae. The transcript has 10 exons. Gene Ontology annotation, molecular function: serine-type endopeptidase activity.
AUGCCAAUGAGCAAUAAACUGAUUUUACUACUCGGAAUGAUCUGUCUGGAAAAAUGUAAAUCUGCAGCUCAACUUCUCCCCAAAGAUUACACUUGCGGAUGGAGUCUAGUACAAUUACAAACUUGGAAUGAUUUACCCCUGUUUAGUCGCAUUGUUGGGGGAAGCCAAGUGGAAAGGGGUUCCUACCCCUGGCAGGUGUCUCUGAAACAGAAUCAGAAGCAUAUCUGUGGUGGGACCAUCAUCUCCCCACAAUGGGUGAUCACAGCUGCUCACUGCGUUGCCAACAUGAAUAUUUUACCAUUAUUGAAAGUUAAUGCUGGAAAAUAUGACUUGAGCCAAAUAGAACCAGAAGAGCAAAGUCUCACCAUCGACACUAUCAUCAUACACCCACGUUUCUCUGCCAGGAAACCAAUAGACUAUGAUAUUGCUCUUUUGAAGAUCACUGGAGCUUUUCAGUUUGGCAAGUUUGUGGGUCCCAUAUGUCUUCCAAAGCGAGGAGAACGAUUUAAGGCUGGAUUCACUUGCAGAACUGCAGGCUGGGGCCGUCUGAUGGAAAACGGCAGUGUCUCCCAAGUUUUGCAGGAGGUAGAGCUGCCCAUUUUGACACGGAAGGAGUGUGUGAAAGCUCUAUUAAGCCUAAGCAAACCCAUCAGAGGACAAACCUUUCUCUGCACAGGCUUUCCAGACGGAGGGAAAGAUGCAUGUCAGGGAGAUUCAGGAGGUUCCCUCAUGUGCCGGAAUAAGAAAGGGACUUGGACUCUGGCUGGUGUGACUUCCUGGGGAUUGGGCUGUGCCCGAGGCUGGAGAAAUAAUAGGCAAAAAGAUCAUCAAGGAACUCCUGGAAUCUUCACAGAUAUUAGUAAAGUGCUUCCCUGGAUCCACAAACACAUUCAAGUAGGUAAUAAAAGAAAGAACUCCAGAGGGAAAUUGUGUGGUGUAGGCAUCGCUUCAUCAGUUCUUGUUGGCUCUACCUCGAUCAGGAUCUUUGAUAUCUCAGGUUAUGCUGCUGGGUACAAAGCCUACAAAGCUCUUAAACCAAACUAUCUUCCUGUCAUAGAACAUAAGCUCCAUGAGAGCACAGAGGAUUUUGUUUCUGUGGUCACUGCUGAAUCCUUGGUAAUCAGUGCCUGGUACCCACGGCUUUUUCUACAAAUUACCUGUACUUACCACUAG